CCCGGAUCUCUCGCUCAAAAAGUAGCCACCGGGGUGGUGCGACCCAUCAGAGUCCCCUCGUGCUAUAAAUACAACUCCGGUUCUCUUCCACGCCGCUUCGGGACUAGGGCAUUUUCCGCUGUCGCCCCGCUUUUCCUUUGCUGUCUCCGCCCUACCCUCUCCCCGGAUCUCUCCCCCUCUUCCGAUCGAGAAUCUACAGGUGACAAAAUGGCAACUGUUACCAUCCCUACUUCUUGCUUGGUCAAAAGCAGCAUCAGAAGCCAGAGCCCUGUUAUGCUGAUGAAGAGCCCAUCCUCGCUGAGCUCCGUAAAGUGCAUCUCAAAGGCGUCCAGUCUGAAGAUAUCUAACCGCUUCAGGGCAGCUGCAAUGGCUGUCUACAAGGUGAAGCUCGUCGGGCCAGAGGGGCAGGAGCAUGAAUUUGAAGCUCCAGAUGACACUUACAUUCUGGAUGCAGCUGAGACGGCCGGAGUGGAGCUGCCUUAUUCAUGCCGGGCUGGGGCAUGCUCGACUUGUGCUGGCCGCAUGGAGUCUGGUAAAGUCGACCAGUCAGAUGGAUCCUUCCUUGACGAUGCACAGAUGGAAAAUGGCUAUGUCCUGACAUGCAUCUCCUAUCCGAGGGCAGACUGUGUCAUUCACACUCACAAGGAAAGUGAGCUCUAUUGAUCACCAGAAUGUGCUUGGGCUUAUGUUUGAAAUGUAUCAGGACCCACAUGUUUCUGGGUUUGGAUUUUGUUGCCUAGAAGGUUCUGUUGUUGCAGAAAAUGGUUAUUGAACUUCCUCAUCUGUCAGCUGUUUAAGAUUUAUAUUCAAUGUCAAAUUUUUGCUCAGACUUACAUGAA
Phoenix dactylifera (date palm) is the source of this 839-nucleotide messenger RNA. It is a transcript of the gene FD3, whose product is annotated as ferredoxin 3. NCBI's taxonomy places the organism in Eukaryota, Viridiplantae, Streptophyta, Magnoliopsida, Arecales, Arecaceae. Gene Ontology annotation, biological process: electron transport chain. The record is from RefSeq and is a predicted model, not a curated record. Gene Ontology annotation, molecular function: electron transfer activity; 2 iron, 2 sulfur cluster binding.